AUGAACUCAUCAACUAAUCCUAGCAAUCAACCCAAUCUAAUCAUUCAUUCAUUACCAAACCAAAAACCAAGAUCAUCAUCAUCACAUUCAUUAAAGACCAGCAAUUCGAAUCAACCGAAUAGAUUAUUAAACUUACCUAAUCAUUUGUUUAAAUUAAAAUUAAAAUCAAAUCAUCAUCAAACUGAAGAUCAAAGAUUACAAGAAAAAGAAGAUCAAAGAUCACUUCAUACAGCAGUUUCUCAACUUGGAUCGAAUUAUGAAACAGCUCAAUCUCAAAAUGAUCAUCAGAUUCAACCAUCAUCUAAUCAACUUUGGCCAAUCUUACCCAAACCAUUUGUUUAUCCUCAAUCAAAUCAAAACGAUCAAUUCUUUCAUCCAAACUCAAUUCAAUCUACUUCAAAUCUUCAAAUCUUAAAACAAGAUAUCCCUCUAAGCACUUCAGAUUGGACUACUUCAUUAGGUAUCGAUUUGAAUCCAAAAAUCAAACAUUCUACUUCUACUUCUACUUCUUCUUCUAAAUCUUCAACUUCUUUUCAUCAACUCAGUCCACGAUCAAAUCAUUUCAAACUCAACAAAUCAAAACACAAAUCUACUUCACAGCAUAAAAGGAAAUCAUCAGUUUAUAAAUCAAAUUCAGUUUAUACUACUUAUACUACUUCUAAUCCAUCUCAUCGGACUCCAAAGCAGUUAAUCAUUCAAAACUCUUCACGACCCAACACUGGUUCAUCCACUUUGACUCAUUCAUCAGCUAGUACGAACCGAUUAAGGAAAACACCUUCUUCAGGUUUCAGUCCGAUCAUCUCAUCCAAUCAACCUUCUAUUCCAUCCAAACGGAUCAUCAAGAAAAGAUUACCGAACCCAAGACAUGAAUCUAACACGACUAAUUCAACAUCUACCAAAGAUUUUUCAGGUACUUCUAAUUCGUUUCAAAUUAGUUUAGAGAAACAUGAGAGUUUGGGUUUGGGUGGGAAGUUGGGUGUUCAACUUAGGUAUCAGAAUGCAAUGGCAAAUCAACAUCCAAUUAGUCAUUUGGAUCGAUCAUCAAGUUUGUCACCUUUAUCUAAUCAACGAUCAGAUGCUUUCGAACAUCAUACUCCGGAAGCUGGUCCAUCUGAUUAUUGGAAAAGAGAUCAUCAACAUAUCGGUCAACAAGAAAAGCUUGAUCGACAUCGAGAUCGGUAUAGGGAUUUAACUUCACCGGGAUCAAAUGUGAAUCUUUCGAAACGAAGCAAAAAGAAACAAACUCCAUCCCAUUCCCCGUCAUGGGAAUACCAAGUAACCGAACAACUUUUAAUCCAAAGCCAAAGCCAUACCCCAAGAAAAGACAAUCUGUCACCUAAAUCGUCACCUUACCAUAGUUUAAAAUCAGCUUUAUCAUUCGAAACCAGUCCAAGACUUUCACCUAGUCUUACCAUGCUUUCUAAUCGGAUCUUAUCAUCACCAGGAUCGAUUUCAGAAACGACAGAUACCAGACCGAUCUCAACACCUAGUAGGGUAGGUACGAUGGUCAGUAUUUUUUCGGAAUGGUCUCGUGGUAGACAAACUUCAAUGGGUUUGGAUCGUAGAAGAGGUAGUGAUCAACUCGAACCAAAUUCAAUACGUCUUUCUAGUUUGAGAUCUCAUGAAAUCCUUUCCAAUCGAUCUUCUUUGAAUGCUUUGGAUAUUCAAUUCGAUUCGAAUUGUAAAGAAACUUUGGUUUCCGUUGUUGGAUCUGAUGAGAGUGAAGAGAUUCAUUCGUCUAGAGCUUUUUUGAGUUCUGUGGGAUCUAAGGAAAGGGUUAACCAACGAUCUGUUACUCAACUUCGACGAGACGUUCAAAAAGAUUAUUUUAGUCGAAACGAGCAAGAAGAACAAGGACAACCUAAUGAUUUGACUCAUCAUGAUCAAGCAGGAUUACUUUUGAGCUUUUUACCUUCACCGUCAGAUCAAGGGUUUUCACCUCUUCCUUCUCUUUCGCCUGGAUUACAUUCUGAACCAGAUGAAGAAGAUGAAGAUCAAAGUUCUUCUCUUUCUUGGUAUGAUGCAACUGAUCAAGUGAAUAUCAUGGACAGUUUCUCUACUACGAAUCCGAUUGAAAGAUUAUCCGAUGAAUUGAAUGAACCUAAACCUAUCGGAUAUAAUCCAAGACAUUCUCAACCGACCCAAAGCCAAAUGAAGUGGAUCAAACCAGCUAAAUCGGCAGCAAUCGUGUACGAAACAAGUCAUCCGUCUGAAAGCUCACAUCAUCAUUUCUCAAGUUCUUUAAACCAAUAUCAAUUCUUUAAGACCACACCACUCUUGUUAGGUUCAAAUACGAUCUCAGUCGAUCAUAAGAAAACUUAUUCAACACCUUCGAUGAAGUUGAAUCAGUUUAAAUUAAAGUUACCGUUUCCGGUUGAGAAGAUUAAGUCUCAUGGAAUCUUUGGUGGGAAUGAUGAUCCGAAUUUCUUGAGCGGAUCUUCUUUGAAUAAAAAGGGAUGGAAGAAGAGUGGUUCGAGAAGUAGGGUUAAACGGGCGGUUUCGGAUCCUCAGGGAGUGGCUUGGUUGGGUUCGGAAGAUGGGAGCUUUGGAAACAGACGAUCUGAUAGGCAUGGCCAUCAACAACAUCCAAGGAAGGUGUUUUCUGGAGGGUUUGAGGGAUGGAAGUUUAGGGCUCCUUUGCGGAUCAGGGAUGAUGAAGAUGAUGAUCAGGAAGAAUUGAUGGAUGUGCAAGACUUGAUUGAACUAGAUCCGAUUCCUAAUCAACCUCAAGUUUCACAUCAAGAACAUCAGAAAGCUAACCAAACCGUUCGGUUGGAUAGAAAUCAUUCGAUGGAAAUUCGUAUUGAUAGUCAACCCAUCAGAGCUCAUCAAAGCAGAUCAUCAAUUUCGACUCCUACCAACUCUUCAAGGAUCUCAAAUCGGUUUGUGAAAUCGGUUGCAUUGGUCCCAUUUAAUGGAUGGUGUUUUGUUUUCGGAUUCGUUUUUUUUCCUGCUUGGUACCUUGGAAGUUUUUAUCCAAGACUAAAUUCAUUAUCUUCCUCAAAACCCAAUCCGAAGAGAGUUUCAUUAAACCUAAUUAGACCAUCAGUAGAACAAGAAGAAGAACCGGUUGGAGUUGGAAGAGGAGGUCCAUUAUCAGGAUGGCCACCUAGAAGAACCACCCCAUCUGAUUCGGAUAGAUCGGUUUCGGAUCUCACUAGAUGGUCUACGGGAGAAGAGAAUAGGGUACCGAACUUUGGAGAUCAGGAUGGGACGGAAAUGAGAAUGUUGGGUGGGUUUUGGAGUGAGGUCGUGCCUAGGAUCGAUGUGGAAGUUGCUUUGGCUAUGGAUGGUCCGGUUUGGGAGCUUGAACGUGCGGUACAUACUUGGAGGUUAAGGUGUAGGGUUAUGUCGGUUUUGUUUCCUUUGGUUUUUAUUCCUAGUUUGGUGGUUUCUGGAAUCAUGGUGAAGAAAAUGUGA
Messenger RNA from Melampsora larici-populina 98AG31, 3420 nucleotides. RefSeq lists its product as uncharacterized. The record is from RefSeq and is a predicted model, not a curated record. The transcript is spliced from 5 exons. The coding region runs from base 1 to 3420 and encodes 1139 amino acids. NCBI's taxonomy places the organism in Eukaryota, Fungi, Basidiomycota, Pucciniomycetes, Pucciniales, Melampsoraceae.